Sphaeroforma arctica JP610 is the source of this 911-nucleotide messenger RNA. RefSeq lists its product as hypothetical. NCBI's taxonomy places the organism in Eukaryota, Ichthyosporea, Ichthyophonida. The annotation marks the transcript as partial. The record is from RefSeq and is a predicted model, not a curated record. The transcript has a single exon.
UGCGUAGAAAGGCUGUUCAAUGUGUACAAUACGGAAGCUAACCUAGUAUGCAGCGACUUCGAGAUAUACGGAUAUAUACAUGACUUCCCUCCGAACAAAACCACCCAGACAGAUCGUAUGGCUUUACGCCGUACUUGUCCACAAAGCAUGACAGUGGACAUAUUCCUGAAUCAAUUCAAACUAACGUGCAUUGAAUUUGACUGUGUGCCUAUAGUGGUGACACCGGUAUCAGUAGAAGGUAUGACAUCUAAAAAGAAGCCACAAGUCAAUUAUAUGGAUGUACUGAUGAAAUCAAAUAGUAUCUUCCUACCUCCAUAUAGCACUGGAAGUUAUAGCGUGAACAAGUAUCAAAAUAUAGUAAUUGAUUAUUUACGAUCAAAGGAGGUUGGAUUCGUGCGGCAGAACUACCUAGGAGAUCCAACGAUUAAGAAUAUAGCUUAUGUUCUCAACUGUAUCGAUGGUCACCAGGAUAAGUUUAGCAGGACGAUUGGUGUCGAUACAAUAUCGUAACCUUUCUUACAUGCGAAACAGGUAAACUCACAUGUAUCAAGUAGACGUCGCUUAAGAAUCGAUGAUAUACAUAAGGCAGCAAAUGUGCUAGGGACUACAUUGGCUUUGGGCAUUGUUAUGAGAAGUGAUUGGGUGGAGGUUAAAUCAGAUCUUCUUGCGCUACUACGUUUGCUCAAUAGGCAUGAGGUGUAUCUUAUAAAGUAACUCGAAAAAGUGAUCAAGAAUCAUGCAUCGAUGGAGCCGGUUCGUAGUUAUGAGAAAGGGGUACAGUUGAAGACAAUUCCGAUGGAACAUAAUAUUUUGCGUACAUACAUUGAAUUAGAUGAUGCAAUUAAACAUUUGGAACCUAACACGCCGAUAGAUGUAUAAAUCAUGGCAACAAUACACCAGCUCAAUACGUG